Molecule: messenger RNA, 3701 nt
Organism: Platichthys flesus (European flounder)
Lineage: Eukaryota; Metazoa; Chordata; Actinopteri; Pleuronectiformes; Pleuronectidae
Product: cyclic nucleotide-gated channel cone photoreceptor subunit alpha-like
Exons: 8
Coding region: 1345-3189 (614 amino acids)
Biological process (GO): monoatomic cation transmembrane transport
Cellular component (GO): plasma membrane; intracellular cyclic nucleotide activated cation channel complex
Molecular function (GO): intracellularly cAMP-activated cation channel activity; intracellularly cGMP-activated cation channel activity; protein-containing complex binding
Source: RefSeq, a predicted model, not a curated record
CUUUUCACAGAGGAACUCUUCACUAAAUCCUUAAUGACAUGUGGAGUCAUAAAUAUCUAACCUGAGAUGCUUUGCUCCUGAUUCACAGGACUCAGACUCGUGUCCAGCUCCAACACACCCAGGGCAGUUUUUAAUAAAGUUGUGUUCAAGCUAAGGACAGGGGAGUUAAGCUGGUCUUCAAAUGCAGUCAUUGAGACAAGUUUAAGUGGUCGGUAACAGGUGUAAAAACACUUUGAAUUCAAAAGGAUUACUUCUCAAGAAAGAUAGAAAAAUGCACUGUUAUUUCAUGACCGUAACAUACUGGACAAACAUCAGUCAAACAAUGGCUUACAGUAGAGGUGUAAACAUGUUUUUCCAGUUCAGGAACAAACUGAAGUAAAAAUAAAUUCAGGAUUAGGUAUUAUGUGUUAUUAUGUUUUAAAUUAUUAUUAUGUCUACAGAAGCUCAUCAUCAGGAUGACAGGGCUGAUCUGAGGACAGCAGCUGUUUUCCCCUGCAAACCAACCAGUGCUCAUCAGUGUGAGCUGUGAUCCAUCACUUCUCCUCCGCCUGCUCCACAAGAGGCAUCAACAGAUUACUGCUAAUCUCAUGUACGGCAACUAAUCUGACUCUGCUGUGUGGCUGUAGUCCAGCCCCAGUGGCAAUGAUACACACACACACACACACACACACAUUCAUACAUAAAUAACAAUAUAUAUAUAUAUUUAUCGUUAUAUAUAUCCCAAAACUUUAUAUCUGUCUGCCAAAGUUUUUAUUUUGUGCAAAACAAUCAAAGGAUUUCUCUUAUUGACUCAAUGUUAUUAGUAUUAAAUGAAAAAGAAAUCUGUGUGUACCUUUAUGUUUUUAACUGAUUUAAUCACGCUGUUACAGUUUAAUAUUGACUGACAUAGGAAACUAUAUCAUGGGGGUGUAAUCUUCCCUUUCCCUGGUAGACAGCUUGGAUUCUGAGUCCUUAUUUAUAUUCCUUCCCAGUCUGAGUAAAUCCUCUUAGAGCGUGUGCUGCUAAAGGGAGACAUCAGACUCCACCUGCAGCUUUCAGAAAGGAGCAGCCCCCCCCCCCCCUCCUCUCUCCUCCCUCUUUCACCUGCUGGGAGGUGGUGCACUGUGGAUGAACAGACGCCGUUGCUCCAUGGCAGAGGAUGAGUUUGUCUCUGGAAAAGCAGGAGUGGAAUGAGUUCUGCUGUGUCUUACGUGAGAGGAUUUAACGCAAUAACAGUGUGAUCUCUGCGUCUGAAUCCCGUGCCCAGCAGUCUCCUGUUUGAUUGAACGUAGGAAGAAGUGACCAGGAGCAGCAUGAGACCGACACAGAGCUCACCCUGACUCGUCUUCAUCACUCACAUUCAGGAUGAUGGACACCCAGGAUCAGACAUGUUCUGCGGGAACAGGGCUGCUGUCAAGGUUGUCCCGCAUGAGGCACUGGGGGAGGAGCAGUGUCGGCCCUGCGGAGUCCAGCACCGAGGGCGACAAGAGGAGCAGGAGCAGCCGCUUGCCUCUUGCUGCACACAACACAAACAACUGCAACAACAAGGAUGGCAAAAAAGAUGAGAAGAAGGAUGAGAAGAAGGAUGAGAAGAAGGACGACAAGAAAGACGACAAGAAAGACGACAAGAAGAAGGAAGAGCCAAAGAAGGAGGUUUGGAUCAUGGACCCUGCCACAGAUAUUUACUACUACUGGCUGAGCCUGAUCUCCAUCCCAGUGUUCUACAACCUGAUGCUGCUGGUGGCCAGGUCUUGUUUUAAUGAACUUCAGUCUGCUAACACAACACUGUGGUUGGUUUUGGACUACAGCUCAGACGUCCUGUACUUAGCCGACACGUUUGUGAGAUCCAGAACAGGUUUUCUGGAGCAAGGCCUGCUCGUAAGGGACGAAAAGACCCUGAAAGAGAAGUACAUAAAGACAAGGCAGUUCAGAUUAGAUGUAAUGUCGUUAAUUCCCACUGACUUUAUUUUCCUGAAAAUUGGACUCAACAACCCCGAGUGGAGGUUCAACCGUCUCUUUCGGUUGGCCCGACUUUUUGAGUUCUUCGAUCGGACUGAGACGCGAACCAACUUCCCCAAUAUAUUCCGUAUUGGCAAUCUUGUGCUUUACAUCCUCAUCAUCAUCCACUGGAACGCUUGCCUCUACUUUGCCUUCUCCAAGGUUCUCGGCUUUGGCUCAGACACCUGGGUGUAUCCAUCCCUGGAGAAACCAGAGUUUGGACGUCUGGCAAGACAGUACGUCUACUGCUUUUACUGGUCCACUCUUACGUUGACCACUAUCGGGGAGACGCCGCCCCCAGUCCGAGAUGUCGAAUACUUCUUUGUAGUGUGUGACUUCCUCACUGGGGUUCUGAUCUUUGCCACCAUUGUAGGAAAUGUCGGUGCUAUGAUUUCUAACAUGAACGCCGCACGUGUAGAGUUCCAGGCUAAGAUUGACUCCAUCAAGCAGUACAUGCAGUUCCGGAAGGUCACCAAGGACCUGGAGGUGAGGGUGGUGAAGUGGUUUGACUACCUGUGGACGGAGGAGAAAACCUGUGAUGAAAAGCAAGUGCUGAAGAACCUGCCGGACAAGCUGAAGGCGGAGAUAGCCAUCAACGUGCAUCUGGAGACCCUACAAAAAGUGCGCAUCUUUCAGGACUGUGAAGCAGGGUUGCUUAUCGAGCUGGUCCUCAAGCUUCAGCCUCAGGUUUUCAGUCCUGGUGAUUUCAUCUGUAAGAAGGGGGACAUUGGCAGGGAAAUGUACAUCAUCAAAGAAGGAAAACUGGCCGUGGUAGCAGACGACGGGGUUACCCAGUUCGUGGUUCUCAGUGACGGGGCAUACUUUGGAGAAAUUAGCAUUUUAGGGAUCAAGGGCAGUAAGGCGGGAAACCGAAGAACCGCCAACAUCCGAAGUGUGGGCUACUCAGAUUUGUUUGCCCUGUCCAAAGACGAUCUUAUGGAGGCGCUCACCGAGUACCCUGAUGCUAAAAACGCCCUUGAGGAAAAGGGCAGGUCCAUCCUGAUGAAGGAUAAUCUCAUCGACGAGUCCAUGGUCACUGCUUCUGAUGCCAAAGACUUGGAGGACAAAGUCAACAAGAUCGAAUCCACUAUGGACGUCAUGAGCGUCAAAUUCCGAAAGCUGUCAGACCAGUAUGAAUCCUCCCAGCGUAAACUCAAACAGCGGCUCAGUAAUAUUUCAAACCAGGUCCGAACCCUCAGGAUAGACGAGUAGAGCUCGGAGGGACUCCUUCCAUUGUCUGCCAAGGUCUACCAAUGAAGGACACCUAGUACACACCAAUCAUCACUGGAUUCAUUUUGUACAUGAUAAGUAAAUUAUACUUUAUAUUACAGGGUAACAACAAAUAUAAAAUAAGGUAUUGUUCUGAUCUCAGAACAUAAAUUUGUCAUUUGAUUUGCACUGGCAAUAAAUGUUUAAAAAAAAUUCAAGUAUGUAUUCAUGUGAGCAUAUAAAGCAAUCUGUUACAUAACCAGUACUUUCAGCACCACUUUGCCUAGAUUGGUCAUAAAAUGCAGUUCUCUUCAGCGCAUCUGUUCCAAGUUUGACAAGAACGCUGUAAAAAUGUUCAACCAUGAAAAAUGUAUUGUGCAUUCAGUUUUUAAAAGUGACACUUUUAAAUAAGAGUAUAAGAUGGGUCUGUUUUUCAAGACCAGUUUGGAAUUAAUAGACAUUCUUGAGACUCAGAUUGUACCUACAUUUUCAAAUGAUCAUAAUAAAAUUUGAAU